Messenger RNA from Chrysochloris asiatica (Cape golden mole), 420 nucleotides. Its product is annotated as EP300-interacting inhibitor of differentiation 2-like. Lineage: Eukaryota; Metazoa; Chordata; Mammalia; Afrosoricida; Chrysochloridae. The record is from RefSeq and is a predicted model, not a curated record. Bases 1 to 420 code for a protein of 139 amino acids. Gene Ontology annotation, cellular component: nucleoplasm. The transcript has a single exon. Gene Ontology annotation, molecular function: transcription corepressor activity. Gene Ontology annotation, biological process: negative regulation of DNA-templated transcription.
AUGCUCAGUUGCUGCAGGAACCAACGGAGGAAAGAGGGCGCUGUGAACAGACGUAGACCCCACCUCCCUGUGUUGUCAGCACUCUGCCGCCAUGGCCCACUUAGCCUCUUAGGAAUUAGUUACCAGCAGUUCCUUGCCAUGGCCCUGGGAAGUUACCCUACUGCCCCAGGCAGAACACAAGAGCUUGAAGGACACCUCGGGCUAUUUGUAGAAACCUGCAGAGCAGGGCAGGCAGCCUUUGAUGCUGAAUAUCAGCAGAAUCCUCAAGAGAUGGAUUUUGGUAUUUUAACAUUUACCAUAGCAAUGACUGUCUCUGCAGCAAUCAAUCCUUUGAUCGAAAAGCUUGGCUGUGACGAGUUUAUCAAUAGAGAACAGCUAAACAAUGAAACGACUUCCUCUGCAUUCAAAACAGUAACUUGA